Hordeum vulgare subsp. vulgare (domesticated barley) is the source of this 1909-nucleotide messenger RNA. Its product is annotated as amino-acid permease BAT1 homolog. The transcript has 6 exons. NCBI's taxonomy places the organism in Eukaryota, Viridiplantae, Streptophyta, Magnoliopsida, Poales, Poaceae. Bases 118 to 1776 code for a protein of 552 amino acids. Gene Ontology annotation, cellular component: membrane. Gene Ontology annotation, biological process: transmembrane transport; gamma-aminobutyric acid transport. Gene Ontology annotation, molecular function: gamma-aminobutyric acid transmembrane transporter activity; L-alanine transmembrane transporter activity; L-lysine transmembrane transporter activity. The record is from RefSeq and is a predicted model, not a curated record.
UCCACUCCCAGCUCCCCUCUCUCUUCUGACUACCUGCAGUACACCAAACACCAUUUCCCACAAGCUCAACUGCCCAAGUAGUACUAACCGGCUCGGCCAAGCAGAAGCGGUCGAGAUAUGGCCGUGUCACCACGCUCCGUCGCCGUGGGCGUCACCGACGCCGGCGCCGGCGGCGAAGACGACGCGGACCGAGCCCGGUUGCACCAGAUGGGCUACAAGCAGGAGCUCAAGCGCGGGCUGAGCGUGGUCUCCAACUUCGCCUUCUCCUUCUCCAUCAUCUCCGUGCUCACCGGCGUGACCUCCACGUACAACACUGGGCUGCGCUACGGCGGGCCGGCGUCCAUGACGCUGGGGUGGCUGGUGGUGGCCGCCUUCAACGGCUGCGUUGCACUGUCCAUGGCGGAGAUCUGCUCGGCGUACCCGACCUCCGGCGGGCUCUACUACUGGAGCGCCAAGCUCGCCGGCAGGAAGUGGGCGUCCCUCGCCUCCUGGGUCACCGGCUGGUUCAACAUUGUGGGACAGUGGGCGACGGCCACCAGCGUGGACUUCUCCUUGGCGCAGCUCAUCCAGGUGAUCAUCUUGCUGGCCACCGGCGGCACCAACGGCGGCGGCUACGUUGCGUCCAAGUACGUCGUGUUGGGCAUCUACGGCUUCAUCCUCGUCCUGCAUGGCCUCAUCAACAGCCUCCCCAUCCACUGGCUCUCCUGGUUUGGGCAACUCGGCGCUUUCUGGAACGCUGCAGGUGUGUUUGUGCUGGUGAUCUUGAUUCCGUCUGUUGCCAAGGAGCGAUCGAGUGCCGAGUUCAUCUUUACGCACCUCAACACGGACAAUGGCAUGGGCAUCCAUAACAAGGCAUACAUUCUAGGCGUGGGGCUGCUGAUGAGCAACUACUGCAUGAUCGGCUACGAUACCUCUGCUCAUAUGACAGAAGAAACGAAGAAUGCGGACAGGAGCGGUCCGAUCGGGAUUGUCACUUCGGUCGCUCUCUCAAACAUCUUUGGAUGGAUUUACCUGGUGACCCUGACUUCAGUGGUGACUGACAUCCCGUACCUACUAAGCGCCGAUAAUGACGCCGGCGGCUAUGCCAUUGCUCAGGCUCUCUACACCGUAUUCAACCGGAGAUACGGCAGUGGUGUUGGUGGGCUCAUGUGCCUCGGCGUCAUUGCUGUCGCCAUGUUCCUCUGCGGUGUUGCCUGCAUCACCAGCAACUCAAGGAUGGGGUAUGCCUUCUCCAGGGAUGGAGCUAUGCCGUACUCGCACCUCUGGCACCGGGUGAGCAAGCACGAGGUGCCUUUGAACGUUGUCUGGCUCUCCGUGCUCGUGGCCUUCGCCAUGGCUCUCACGGUACGUACGCAUGUUUCAAAGACUCGGUGUCGUACCCCGAGUUCUCGACUGACACCUCAUUUCCUUGCUUCAUGUUAUUUGGCGUGCGAAGUCGCUGGGGAGCCAGGUGGCAUUCCAGGCGAUGGUGUCCAUUGCGACGCUAGGGUUGUACAUCUCCUACGCGCUGCCCAUCUUCUUCCGGGUGACGACGGCCCGAAAGUCAUUCGUCCGAGGGCCGUUUCACCUCGGCAGGUACGGGGUGAUCAUCGGCUGGGCCGCCGUGCUGUGGGUGGCCUUCAUCACCGUGCUAUUCUCGCUGCCGGUGGCAUAUCCGGUGGGAAAGGACGUCUUCAACUACACGCCGGUUGCCGUCGGCGGGGUGCUGUUGCUCAGCGUUGGCUCCUGGGUGUUCCAUGCUCGGUUUUGGUUCAAGGGACCCAUCAUGAACGUUGAUACAUACUAGAAAUAUGAGCCUUGUAAGCUUAAUUAGUUUAAUGGCUAGUUGAUGUUUACGUGUUGUUGAUGUUUACCAUGUGAAACAUAAACAUGUGAAUCAUCUUCCUUCUUUGAAGCAAAAUUCAACGUA